Cylindrotheca closterium is the source of this 345-nucleotide messenger RNA. The record is from the annotation of a GenBank genome assembly. NCBI's taxonomy places the organism in Eukaryota, Bacillariophyta, Bacillariophyceae, Bacillariales, Bacillariaceae.
AUGUCAAGAAAAGUUGCUCCCAUUUUGCUGCGCGGUUUACGCCACCGCGAUUGUGGGUUGCAGUCAGUAAACCAACCCUUUGUAUAUUUCAGUGGUUCAAGUUGGAACAAGAAACAGGUCGAGAAGAUUGAAAAGAAAUUCACAGAACCAACGCAAAAUGUGGAUUCAGAUGAAGACCUUCAGCAAAUGUGGAAACAAAUGGAGAGCCGUGUGACAAAGAGACGACCUAGAACGCUACAGGACACGAAAGGUAAGACGGGCAGAGAGAACAUUCGCAAGACCGACGAAGAAAUGUGGUUGCAGGAAGGCCUUUAUCCAGACCAAGAAAAGCCAGAUACAAAGUAG